Messenger RNA from Ruditapes philippinarum (Manila clam), 1601 nucleotides. RefSeq lists its product as uncharacterized. NCBI's taxonomy places the organism in Eukaryota, Metazoa, Mollusca, Bivalvia, Venerida, Veneridae. The coding region runs from base 207 to 1445 and encodes 412 amino acids. The transcript has 8 exons. The record is from RefSeq and is a predicted model, not a curated record.
GUGAAAUAGGUUAAAUUAUCACAUCCAUCCGACUGGUGUAGUUUUUGCUGUUUAGGAGUGAACAGAUAUCAAUAUUAACGGAUUUUUCUUAAAACUUUCACUUACAUUUCUUACAUAUCGGACAAUUUAUAGGAACUACGUAUUAAUUCCUCAUGGAACAAUUUUAAUAACCUACCAUACCACCAGUUGCGAUAUCGGUGUCGAAAAUGACAACAACGGAGAUAUCGGUGCUAGAAAUGACAAAAUUGGACACAACGGCACCGGAAUCGACAUCAACGGAAAUAACGGAAAUGGAAUUUUCAACAACGGAAACAAUGGAACCGGAAACAACCAGUGCAGCAACGGCACGGGACACGAGAAUGGAGACAACAGCACGGGACAAGUCAACGGAGACAAUGGCGCCGGAAACUACCAUUGAUAACAAUGAAAUUUACAAUGACAAAACUUCCUACUACAAAGGCGGUUGUGAAUACGGUGAUAGAGUAAGUCAGUGUGAAGUUGACGAUGGAAUUAAAUGCUACAACAACAACAUCCGGUCUGACUGUUGUUACACGUGUCAAGGUUACGAAACCUCGAUUUCAGGGUGCAAAUACGGUGAUAGAGUAAGCCAGUGUGAAGUUGACAACGGAAUUAAAUGCUACAACAACAACAUCCGGUCUGACUGUUGUUACACGUGUCAAGAUUACGAAACAUCGAUUACAGGAUGUAUGUAUGGAGACAAAGUGAAGAACUGCACAGCCACAGAGUGUUACUAUUACUCUCCCCAACGCCGUGCCGACUGCUGCAACACGUGUAUAUAUGAUGACUACCCGCAACCAGACCCCUGGUCCACGUGGUCAAGCCUUAUAACAUCGUCAAGCACAGAGAAAUCCUCAUCAGCGAUGACGUCAGGAAGUUCUGGCGUUCCUAGAUGGACUGUACCGGUUGCAGCGAGCAUAGGGGGCGUGUUAGUGCUAGUUAUCGUCAUAAUUGUCGUCAUAAUGUGUAGGCGGAGCAAAAAACCUCACAACAUGUCACCUAUUGAUGAACAGAUGUACAAGGAAUAUAAACUCUCCAAGCGACCACCUAUAGCUCCACCCCGACAUCCGAGCACGGAAAAGGGAUGGGUUGACGAAAAGAAGGCGGAGCCAGAGGCGGAGUAUGCAUAUAUCAACCCCAAUGACGUUGAUGGACCGAAAACAGAUACCGGUAACCGACGGACAAGUAAUGACCCACUUCCGCCAACACCCGAAAGUAAACAGCUCACACCAGCUCCCGCUGAAUAUCUGGAUCUCAAUGUGGCAGGUUUAGAAAGUGGUUAUGGUACCACACCGGCAACUGACCUUGACCAUUACGGACAUAAUCAUGAACGGGCACACUCAAAUCAAUAUGAUAAAUUUCCAGGAGUUGAACCACAUAUAGACUAUAGUCAGGCAGAAAAUGGAGACGUGUCGACCAAAUUUUGAAUUAUUUAAGACUACAAUGGUUUAUAAAACAAAUGAAUGCGCGUAUACAAUAAUACUCAUGUUGAUGCUGGAUGCGGACCACUAACUUUGCAUAAAGCAGGCCAUGAUGACUUUCCGUUAAUUCGGAAAACUUUUGAACUGUUUUCGUUCGUUUUU